AUGGGACGCGGACGAAGAGGAGAAGAGAACGAGGUCCGUGGCGAGGACAGAGGCUGGGAGGGUUGCAAAGAAGAAGAAGGCCUGGACCGGGACGCUCCAACCACCAGUGCCGACCCCUCUUUAGCAUCGACGCACCCGUCCGCGACCAAUCCAGCAGCCCGUCGAACAAAAAGGAAACGCACAUCACCGACAAGAAUAGCGGGAACAGAACACGAGGAAGCUCUUGACGCUGGAGCGUGCCAACCCACUGCCAACCCGCGCCCAGCUCUCGCAAUCCGUAUCCCCGAAUUCCUCAGCCCCACAAGUGCACCGCUUUCCAGGCACCCCCUCGUGCCCACAGCUCGCAGCGGCACAAAUCAGGUAAGCACGUCCCCCCCUCGUCAUCUACCCCCACCCCCCGCCUCAUCCCCCUCCCGAAAAUCCAACACGGCAGUCGAAAGUCUAGAUCGGAGCACGGCCCAGAUAGCCCCUCUGACCAUAGUCCGGCCACAGAAGCGUACUGCACAUACACUAGCGUACACUACGUAG
Messenger RNA from Heterobasidion irregulare TC 32-1, 528 nucleotides. RefSeq lists its product as uncharacterized. The record is from RefSeq and is a predicted model, not a curated record. Lineage: Eukaryota; Fungi; Basidiomycota; Agaricomycetes; Russulales; Bondarzewiaceae. The transcript has 3 exons. Bases 1 to 528 code for a protein of 175 amino acids.